AUGAGCUUUCACCUCCCGCGGGCGCUUCAAGUCGCUUUAGCAGUCCGCGCGCUCAGCCUGGCUCUUCCCCACACGUUCUUUCAACCUGACGAGUUCUACCAAGCUUUUGAGCCAGCUCAUGAUUACGUCUUUGGUCACGGUCAUCUGACCUGGGAAUGGCAAGACCUCCCACUCCGGCCAGGUCUCCCACAAACUUGGUGGACGCAGACAGUGGUGGGUGGGCGGCUGCGGGGUUGGAUUUGGCCUGGAGUCUUCGUAUUGGUUUACAAGUUUGUCCAAGUACUUGGACUUGACUCGAGCGACGCAAUCGUGAUCGCUCCUAGGGUUGUUGGGUUCCUUCUUGCCGCCUUUACCGACUACUACACGAGUCUCUUAGCUGCCAAGAUUCUUGGGCGAGGCUAUGCCUCCGGAGCACUUUUCCUAUCCCUAACAUCACUCUUCAACGCGCACCUUCUCCCGCGUGCUCUCUCGACCUCUCCAGAAACUCUCCUCACAACAAUGGCGCUGUACUAUUACCCGCUUCCGUCUUUCAGCGGAACAGUCCCUCUUUCACCCUCAUCGGCACCUACGUCCACCUCAGGGCCCGGCGAAAAGCCGCUGUCGCAAGCAGCAACUGAGGACGGCAACGAAAGUCCUACAUGUGGGAUGAUGGACAAGGUGGAGGGGCGCGAUACUGGCACCUACUCGGACAACGUCCUCCUCGCUGCUUCCCUUGCCGCGUUGUCGCUCUGCAUUAGGCCGACAAUGCUGGUGUUUUGGGCGUACCUGCAUCUUGAGACAACGGUCCUCUGCUGGGUCAACCAAGGGCCAGCGGCGACAGCGACUCUCACUGCCAAGACCUUGCUUGGGGGACUGACUGUCUUGGGGUUGUCAACGGCAUUAGACUGGGCAAUGGUUGGAAGGCUCAUUGUUCCCACUCUCACAUUCUUUUAUCAGAACGUCGUCCUCAAUAUCGCGUCGUUCUAUGGUGGGACAGGCUUGCUGUAUCACGUCGUGCAAUCACUCCCUCUACUUCUCCUUCCAGUCUGGUUUUGGUGGGGCCAAGGGUUCCUCGCGGCGCUACUUCCUCAAUCUGUACGACCGCAGUCGCUCAACAGUCUGGAUAUCACCCCAGCAUUGCGCACACUGAGUCGGACAAUCGUGGUCACCAUUGCUGCCUUGUCGUUCUCGCCUCAUUCGGAGUGGCGCUUUCUACAUCCCCUGCUCCCACAACUACUGCUGUUCGCCGUCCCGGCACUUCAAGUCCACUAUUCUCCAACCCAAGUGGGCUUCAACAGCAUCUCGACGUCCAUCCGACAGUACUGUCGCCUUCCCGUGCGACCGUUCUACCUCAUCCUCUUGACCCCGAUCAUUCCCUACCUCUAUCUCAACGGUUUCCAUGGUGCCGCCCAGGUCGAUGUCAUGAAUGGCCUCCGGAACGGCAACUUCGGUACCGUCACAUCUGUGGUAGUACUGAUGCCGUGCCAUUCGACACCAUGGUCAAGUCACCUGGGGAGCAUACCCGGAUGGUUCCUUACCUGCGCACCCCCACUUGGCAAACAGAGCACGAGCAAGCACUGGACCCAGCAAGAUCUCUUCUACGAAUCGCCUGUCACCUACAUACAGCAUGUCUUCCCGCGGCCUCCCCUCAAGCUCAGCGAAGUCUCUGCCAGCGUUACCUCCAGCGAUGAGCAUCUGCCGUCGCACGUCCUUCUGUUCGGCGAGUUGCUGGAGAGACGGGACACCCUUGGGAACCUGUCUCUGUCAGUGGAGCAAGCAUUGGUAGGUAGAGGCUAUCACGAGGCGGCGAACCUCUGGAACGGCUUCGAUUUCGCCCAGGAUGAGGAGAUGCGGCAAGGCGGUGUACGGGUCUGGAUUCAUGGGGAGUCGCAAGUCGCCAGGAUAGAUGAUAUAUGUCUCCCCUAG
Messenger RNA from Cutaneotrichosporon cavernicola, 1905 nucleotides. RefSeq lists its product as uncharacterized. The transcript is spliced from 5 exons. Gene Ontology annotation, biological process: GPI anchor biosynthetic process. The coding region runs from base 1 to 1905 and encodes 634 amino acids. The record is from RefSeq and is a predicted model, not a curated record. Lineage: Eukaryota; Fungi; Basidiomycota; Tremellomycetes; Trichosporonales; Trichosporonaceae. Gene Ontology annotation, cellular component: endoplasmic reticulum membrane. Gene Ontology annotation, molecular function: alpha-1,2-mannosyltransferase activity.